AUGGAAGGUGCAACACUGUCAGUGCCCCCUAUCGCUGACAGUACAUUUGCAGCAAUGGUAGAUGCAACACUGUCAGCGCCCCCUAUCGCUGACGCUGACUGUAUUAUGAAAGCAAUGGAAGGUGCAACACUGUCAGUGCCCCCUAUCGCUGGACUGUACAAUGGAAGCAAUAGUAGGUGCAGCACUGUCACCGCCCCCUAUCGCUGGACUUGUCACCCACAUUUGCGGGGCGCGUUCUUCUAUGAAGGAAAGAUGAAUUUGAAAAGAAAAUUUAUUUUUUCGUUUAUAUUGUUGUUUGGAAAGGGUUUUUGUGACGGGAAUUUUGAAGGACAAAAUGUUGCAUUGGGGAAAACUCAACAGACCGAUCAAGGUCCUGGAACGUUAGACGGAUUUAAAGCAAAUCUAGCUGUUGACGGAAAUGAAAGUCACUCUGCUGAUUCUGGAGCAUGCGCCCACACUACCGAGGGUAACGAUACAUACAAAGCAUGGUGGAAGUUAGACCUUGGACAGCCAUACUGGAUCUCUGGAAUUAAAAUUUUCAACAGAGAACACAAACAAACUUAUGCACUGCGGGAACGACUUUUUGGUAUGCUUGUAAAGGGAUUUGGAGGGUAUUCAAAUGGUAAAUGGUCAAAAGAGUUCAAUUUGUUCAAAGAUGACCACGAAGCAAGAGGAUUACAUUCCUGCAAUAACGUAUACCCAGAACGAGGGAAUGACGUAUGUGCAGAUAUUAUUGAAAUUGAAAUCAACCCCGCUAAACAAUUGAGUCUUAUAAAUAUAACAACGCCGAGUUAUUUGACUCUUUGCGAGGUUAAAAUAUUUGAAGUCGCUUGUCGAGUUCCAGACGCCCCAGAACACGGCAUGUAUCUUUAUCCUCAUGAUACUGUCUUAAAACGAUAUGCACCGUUUAAUUCUGUAAUAGUCGGCUCUUGUGACACUGGAUAUCCCAUUUCCAAUUCAAGCUCUGCCCUAAGGACAUGCUUGCAGUCCGGUUUCUUUGAUGGAAGUGAUUUUGAAUGUACAACAAAUUGCCAGAUACCACAUGUUGAGAAUGGUUUCUAUUCUACGAAUAGUCAACAGUAUGUAAAUGACAAGGUGCCGUAUGGGACGAUAAUUCAACCUAAUUGCAUAAAAGGAUAUUCUAUAGCGAGAGGUAACAAUCGGACAUGCCAAGAAGAUGGACAAUUCAGUGGGGGGGAUUCUAACUGCACGAUUGUCACUUGUUCGUCGUUUGGGAAACUUGGAAAUGGUACUUUGCAUUACAACGACGGACAUACUAUGAACCAGUAUGCUGACGGAAGCAAGAGCCACCCAUUUGGAGUGAAAGUAACAGCAUCAUGUGUUUCUGGUUUUCAACUUGUGCAUGGAUCAAAGGAGCAAACUUGUUCGGAAAAUGGAACUUGGGAUGGAGUCAAACCAGUAUGUGGUAAAAUUAAAUGCAACGACACAAGCAUCCUCAGUGUACGAUUUCAAAAAAGUGCUUCAGUGUUUUCUUUUUUGGAACGAGGAACUGCUUUGUACAACAGUAAUAACUUUUACCUCGUGAAUGGUAACUUGUCAUUCAGCUGCCUUGCGAACGGAAGUCUUUCAUGGGUAUCUCAGCCACCAGAACUUGCAUCGGUUUGUAAAUUGCAACAUAAGGAUAAUUUGAUAGUUAACACAAAUGGUUGCCUACAGAAAGACACAUGCAAAAUCGGCAACCGUGUUUCAUAUGAUUGUGUUGGAGACUACGAAGCGAGUGUUAAAAACGCAUCCUGUCAAGCUGAUCAUACAUGGAGUGCUGAGCCCAUUUGCACAUACCACGCACAAUCUACUAAAGCUGCAACAAUUGGUGCAUCUGUGGGAGGAAUUACUGUUGUUAUUGUUGUUGUAACAGUUAUAUUGGUUAUUUACCGACAAAGAAGGAAAGCAGCAAAAUUGUCAAGAGACCGCCGUUACAAAAGGCAGAUUGAGAAUGAUGGCAAGCCGUCGAAUGAUUAUAGCGAACUCAACGAAUUACAAAUAGUAGUACCGAAAGUUCAUACAGGAACAGAAGAGUACGCCUAUGCAACUGAUAUGUACGAGGAAGAAUUUAUGAAAGAACAGUCCUACUACAGCUUUGAAAACAGGAAGAAAAUACCAGAGACUGCUAUUGGUGUUGAUGACCUUUAUGAAGUAGUGUUAUCACCAGACUACGUAGAUACUAUGAAAAAUCAGUUUGAGGCUUUUCCCAAAGGUUUGACGGAAGACUACACUGAGGCGUUAAAGAUUAAAAAUCGAUCAAAAAAUAGAUACAAGAAAAUAUAUCCGUACGAUGAUACAAGAGUGAUUUUGCCUUUGGAUGACCAAUACAACUAUGAUUAUAUCAAUGCCAGUUACAUCCACGGCUAUAAUCGGACACGUGCAUUCAUUGCCUCCCAAGGUCCAACAAACGAAAUACUGGUUGAUUUCUGGAGAAUGGUGUGGGAAACAAAGAGCGGAAAGAUUGUCAUGCUGACCAACUUAACAGAGGAGAAAAAGAUGAAAUGCAUUCAGUAUUGGCCUGAUGAAGGAAGCGCUAAAUACGAUGAUUACAAAGUCACCAUUCGAGGCAAAGAAUACUUUUCGGAUUUUGUCAUUAGAGAAUUCACCAUAAAGAAAGCGGAAGCGGAAAAGAGAAAAAUCUAUCAGUUUCAUUUCACUGCCUGGCCAGAUAAAAGUGUGCCGAAGUAUGCAUCAUCUUUGGUCCAUUUUCGACAUAAGGUGGACACCACUACUGUUAAAUGGAAGGGCCCCGUUAUUGUCCAUUGCAGUGCGGGUAUUGGCCGUACGGGGACAUUUCUUGCCUUAAGUUUUCUGGCUGAACAAGCCUCCAUGAUGGGAUAUGUGGACCCUGUAGGCUGUGUGAACACGCUGAGAAGACAGAGGGUCGACAUGGUCCAAACACCGGACCAGUACAUAUUUCUGCACAUGGCACUUCUAGAGACGUUGAUGUUGUCCACAUCGGCUCUACCUGCUUCAAGUUUCCUUGGCGCCUAUGAAGAACUUCUGUUCUUCGACAAGGAUCGAAAGAAAAUUGAUGUGGAGUUCUCUAGGAUGGAGAAAAUGUCUCCCGUGGGUGAUGAAUGUCAAUACGUCAGUGCAAAAGAAGUGAGGAACAGGAAUAAGAAUCGGUAUUCAAACAUUCUCCCAGAUGCAGAUCACAUGCCGCACUUGACUCCUUCUGGUAAGAAGUCUGAGCCUGAUUACAUCAACGCUGUAUUCCUUCCGGGUUACAAGAAGAAGGGAGCUUUCAUUGUCACCCAAACACCUCUAGAGGCGACCAAGACUGACUUUUGGAGAAUGAUAGUUGAACACGAUGUCCGUACAAUCGUCAUGAUGAACAACAGAAGUGAGAUGAAGGAAGGCGAAAUAUAUUGGCCUGAAAAUGAGGACCCGGAAGCAUUUGAACACAUCACCAUUUUCACGACGGGAGAGGAAUGCGGAAAAGGGCUGCGAACGAUUUCGCUUGGUUUGAAACGGUUUGGAAAGACACGGGGACUUCAACAGAUACAGUUUGAAAGUUGGCCUGCUGGUUCAGCAUUGCCCUCUUCUCCUAAGGAUGUUUUAAACCUCCUUGAUGCAGUACAGUAUUGGCAACAUCAAUCCGGAAACAACCCUGUUCUCGUUCAUUGCAUGAACGGAGCAGACCGAAGCGGCCUGCUCUGCGUUGUAUCGGUGGUGUUGGAGAGGAUGAAGAUAGAACAAGAUGUUGCUAUAACCCAGGUCAUCAAAGAGAUGAGGAACUACAGGGAACAGAUUAUUCCCUCUCUGGAGCAGUUUCAGUUUGUUCAUGAAGUAGUAAAAGAAUACAUUCUGCAGAAUGAAACCUACUCCAAUUUCACCGACUGAGUCAGACGAUGGGACAAUUCCUUUGACAUCUCCUUCUGUUUAGUAAUAAGAGUGUAACCUUGAUCGCUUGUGUAAAUUUAUAAAUAGUCCGUUUCAGAGGGAAAGAAGGACGUGUUCGCCACUUUCAUACCUUACUGGAAGAAAACAAUUACACAUUAUUUCUGUCUUUAAUAAUGUUUCAUGUGCUUUUGUAAGUGACUCUUUCUGUUUGAAUGGACGUACGAGAGCGGACUGACUUCUUCGCGUGUUUGUUGUUUUUAAAGAAGCACCUUUUAACACAUGCCUGUGCGUUAAUGCUGUUAGAGGUUUCGACUGGUCUGUACAACGUUAAUUUUAUUAUAUUUUAAAUAUAUAGCAAUUGAAACGACUGCUAUAAGGUACUUCUUUAUUGGUAUAGAUCUGUAUAUAUGUAUAUUGAACGAUAUUAUGAUGUAUAGUAUCUGUAUUGCAUUAUUGGUAAAGGUACGUAUAUAUGUACAAUUAACAUUAUAUGCCU
Molecule: messenger RNA, 4345 nt
Organism: Mya arenaria
Lineage: Eukaryota; Metazoa; Mollusca; Bivalvia; Myida; Myidae
Product: receptor-type tyrosine-protein phosphatase kappa-like
Exons: 25
Coding region: 1-3849 (1282 amino acids)
Biological process (GO): protein dephosphorylation
Molecular function (GO): protein tyrosine phosphatase activity
Source: RefSeq, a predicted model, not a curated record